UAGAGAAAAAUUUAAAUGGCGCAUCGGACAAAAAUCUGCAAUCAAGGUGGAAUCUUCAAUGCUUCUAGACCAUCCGAAUACAGCGCAGAAACUCGGAAAUUUUUGAAUGAUUUGAUCAAGGAGAGUCGCUUAACGACGUUACAGCGGAAAUCUCUGCAGGGUUGGCUAAGAUCCCGUGGCGAUCCACCGUCAACAACAUCGCAACGUCCGGUUUCCGGACCGUCCGAAGCUCCCGUCAAACGGUACCGAUCGACCAGACCUCGGAUGCUCAAAGACAUUGUUGAGUCUGGCGCCUACGAACCGGAAGCCUACAAACCUAGCACAAAACAAAAAAAUUACAACGGCGAAAAAGAAAAAUUACAGAGUAUUAUGGCUUACGGUAGAGUGACUAAAUUGGACCCAGUUGCUGUAGUCAAAGUUUCCAAUAUCCAAAAAACCUCCAAUGAAUGUACCGAUGAAGAACUGAUUAACUCAGUGAUAUUAGAAAUUGAAGAUCGUGAACAAUUUCUAUCAGAUAUGGAGAAUUUGGGUCAAGGGUCCAAGUACAGUGCUUCCAUAAUCCACGAGAUUUGCGAUCGAAUAAAAAAAUUGGAAGCGUUUGUCAGUAAAAAUUCCUGUAACCACAGAAUGACAGAUGUGAAAGACAUUGCCAAUAAAUAUCGAAUACCGUUGGGAUUACCAAAAACAUUACCGGGAUCGUUAUCGAUCAGUUGAAUGAUGUGUUUAAUUUAAUAUAAAAAAAAAAUAAUAAUAAAA
Molecule: messenger RNA, 756 nt
Organism: Diuraphis noxia (Russian wheat aphid)
Lineage: Eukaryota; Metazoa; Arthropoda; Insecta; Hemiptera; Aphididae
Product: UPF0193 protein EVG1 homolog
Source: RefSeq, a predicted model, not a curated record